Coccomyxa subellipsoidea C-169 is the source of this 585-nucleotide messenger RNA. RefSeq lists its product as hypothetical. NCBI's taxonomy places the organism in Eukaryota, Viridiplantae, Chlorophyta, Trebouxiophyceae, Coccomyxaceae. The transcript is spliced from 7 exons. The annotation marks the transcript as partial. Gene Ontology annotation, biological process: protein peptidyl-prolyl isomerization. Gene Ontology annotation, molecular function: peptidyl-prolyl cis-trans isomerase activity. The record is from RefSeq and is a predicted model, not a curated record.
GUGCUGAAGGAGGCCUUUCUUGCAGAUCCCACCUGGUCCAAGAAGGGCGACUUUAGAGCUGAAGCUCCUGCAGAGAUCCGAGCAGGAAGAUUAAUUAUUGAGUUGUUUGUCAAGGAGGUGCCCAAGACUGUUGAGAAUUUUAAAUGUCUCAUAGAUGGUUCCAAGGGCUUAGGGAAAGCCUCAAAGAAGCCGCUUCACUAUAAGGCAAGCAAAAAGCAAGCUAUAUGCUCUGGUUGCAAAUUCCACAGAAUUGUGAAGGGCUUCUGCUGCCAAGGAGGUGAUGUGGUCCGAGGAGAUGGAUCAGGAAGUGACAGCAUCUAUGGGGGCAAGUUCAAUGAUGAGAAGCCUGGACUGAAGCUGAAGCAUGAGACUGGCGUUGUGAGCAUGGCCAAUUCAGGGAAGAACACGAACAGCUGUCAAUUCUUCCUCACCCUAGCCCCAGCACCGCAGUGCGAUGGCAAGCAUGUUGUCUUUGGAAGAAUUGUGGAAGGGCUCCAAAUUUUGCAGAAAAUUGAUGAAGAAGCUGCUUCGGAUGAUGGGACGCCAAAGAAGGAUGUUACCAUUUCGGAUUGUGGAGUGCUGUAA